UUAUUGGUCCAGUUCAGCCGGACCAAUGCAGAGCCUCCGUGUGCAGGAUGUUGUCAGUUUUUUCCUCCCCCAUUAGCGACUAUGAGGAGCUUCUGCACCCAGUGACGUGCGAGUGCAUCCUCCUUUCAUUCAACUUUUAAUCUUGCGUCGCUUUGCAUCACCUAAGAAGAGACCUGGAGGACUUCAGUACCGGAGCUGUCCACUCUCCACUCACUCUCCACCCUUAGCGUCACGAUUUCACACACACACACACACACACACACACACACACACACACACACACACACACACACACACACACACACACACACACACACACACACACACACACACACACACACACACACACACACACACUUGAGCAGAGCACUGACAUGCCGGGCUGCAGUGCAUAGUAAAAGGAAGCGACAAAGUGCAAACGGAGUGCAUUUGAGUCUCAACACAGCCAUGGGCGUACUGAUGUCCAAGAAGCAGCAGGUGGAGAAGGUUCAGAAAUGUAGUGCGGUGGUCUCGGCAUUUCGCGAUGGUCUGAAGAACCAGCCAAGUGCCACUCAGGUUCAAAACACCUCUGACAGCAAAGAUGAGGCUCCGAAUCACCCAGAGUCUGAUGAGUCUGGACGGAAAGUGGAGGACGGGAAACCCGGGCCUUCCACAGCUCCACCCAAAGAGGAGAACAAAGCCAGUCAGGAGUCCUGGGGACGCUUACGGGAUGGGAAAGGAGUAGAGCCUGAGGAGUUAAAUAAAGUGCAUCAGCUCACACCGCCAGCAUUUAUAAGACCGAAGAGGCAGCCGAAUGAGGAUCAGCCCAUACAGAUCGAGCUUGGUCAGAGAGAUCAGCCAGUGAAUGAUGAGAUGUGUGAGGUGUGUGAAGUGUGGACGGCGGAUGAUCUGUACCCGUGUCGGACAUGUACAAGGGUGUUUCAUGAUGGUUGCCUGAAGGAGAUUGGAUACCUACGUGCUGACACUGUGCAGGAGAUGCGAGAGACGGCUCACACCACCAUGGGCUGGAGCUGCUAUUACUGCGACAAUGUGAACUUGAUUCUGACUGAAGAAGAGAUGUACAGCUUGAUGGAGACAUUCAAGCAGUGCAAGAUCAUCCCAGAAUCCUGCCUCGUCUCAGACGAGCUCCUUCAGUACAGGCAUUUUGUGUCGAAGCAGCUGUUUGAGAAGGAUCUGACAGACGAUCAGGAGGAGGAGGUGCUGGCCCAGUUCGCUGCUCUUGACCCAGAGAAGAAGGGACAGAUAGAGUGGUCAGAUUUCCUGUAUCAUGAGUCGCUGUCAGUGCUGCAGAAAUUUCGGACAGAGAACUCCCUGGUGCGUCUGCUCACGGCUAAAGAGCGUGACCGAGCGCGUGCAGUCUUCCAGAGUCUUGACCAGGAUAAAGAUGGUGUCAUAACGGCUAUAGAGACCCGGCGAGCCCAAGCCUCAUGGUUCCGUAAGCACAGCAAAGAGCCUCAGUCCUGCAACGUCAGACUCAGGGGAUUGUGUUCUCCUAUAAUGAAUAUGGGCAUCAGCCACGUAGGCCCGAUAUCAGAGAGCAGUCCUGCCAGCUCAAGCAGUGACAGGAGCAGAGACAAGGCCAUGGAAAAGUACGACAACAGGCCGGUGACAUGGGACGCAUUCUUGCGUGAGAGCGCCAUCUACAUCCUGGCUGCUCGACCCAACAGCAGCGCCAUGCACAUCCGCCUGCCCCUGUAAUCCCACCGAACCCAGAGUGGGAUCUGCGGUAGGGUACAACAGCGUGGAAAAAGUUCUGCCACUGACCAAAAGGACACGACACUCAGAGGCUGGCUAAGCCAUCGACGCACCACCUUUCAACCAGACCACUAUUACUUCUAUUGCAGCACACUGAAAAAAAAAAAGAUUUUACUCUAAGAUUUUUUUCUGAGAUGUUUCUCCGACACACGUUGUAACCCGAGCCAUUGUGGCUGGUUGGGUGAGAAGAUUGACAGCUAUUUCUGUAUGUAAACUAUAAGGAGCACUGCCAUUUACUGUGUAUAAAAUAGCAACAAUGCACCACAGUAUUAAACCAUCAGCCUUUAAAUAUCCAGUCACUUGUGAUCCAAAUACAUAUGGGAUUACCAACAGUGUUUAAAGUUUUAAAGCCAUUGAUUAUCGGUGUAAUGCGUAGCACAAGCACUAACAGGAAAGAAAGCUAUCUGCAUAUAUUAUAUAAUAUAUAAAAUAUAUCAAUGUUAAUAUUAAUAUGUAUUAUAUGUGUGUAUUUAUUCCUGAAUCCUCACAGUUUUAAAAAUGUCCGGGUUUUAGAUGCACCAUUUUUUUUUUUUUUAAACAUGCUAAUAAUAGGGGUUGAAUUUGUCACUAUUUGAAAUCCCAAUCUGCAAAAAAAUCAAAGACUAAUUCACGGCAUGUAAUUAAAAAUUAAAUAUAGCUAAUCUUUUAAUCACUGGCUUAAAUUCUCCAGAAGAUUCCCACAGGUUUGAAUCUUUUAAUGAAUUUUUUUUAUUCCCCAGUUGAUCCCUGAUGAUAAAUAUGAUGAAUUUGACCUAAAAACUUUGAAACCCUUUCCAGAAUCUUCUUUGAAGCAAAGCAAGCUCACUACAACAAUCUAUCAGCUCUUAUAAAUAGCACAAAGUGGCUUCUACGUUGUUGUUCUUUUUGAGGGUCCAGCUCAGUGUACUUGCUUCAUGGUGAUCACUUGUUGAGUCGGUUGAAGCAGUAGGUUCAAGUGAAAGUGUAACGCUCCAAAAUUUGCAGCAGUUACUGGAAAUAAAAGCAUGGCAUUAACUCCACAA
Tachysurus fulvidraco (yellow catfish) is the source of this 2756-nucleotide messenger RNA. It is a transcript of the gene phf24, whose product is annotated as PHD finger protein 24. The coding region runs from base 448 to 1698 and encodes 416 amino acids. Gene Ontology annotation, molecular function: calcium ion binding. The record is from RefSeq and is a predicted model, not a curated record. The transcript has 9 exons. Lineage: Eukaryota; Metazoa; Chordata; Actinopteri; Siluriformes; Bagridae.